UAAAUGAACUCGGCGCCGCAACGAACGUACUUAUUUUGCAGUCUAUAAGUGCGAAACGAACGAAAAACGAAAAGUGAAUAACAAAACAAAGAGCAGGAAAAUUGUAGUAAUAGAAAAGCGUGAAAAUGCGCUUCAAACUGUUUGUGGUGUGUGUGCUGGCCUGCGGCUUUAUGGCCUAUGUGCUGGCCAACGAGAAUAUCUCAACGGAAGUCGAAGAUCAAAUUGUGAAUAAACCCGCACCUGCCGCACCUGCCGCACCCGCAGCUGCUCCAAUAAAAUCGACCAACAAACUCGCCAAGGAGGCCGAAUUUGUGGAAAUACCAGUUGUGGUGCCCAAAAAAACAGCGGAAAGCGUCGUCAAAAUAGUCGAAAAAGUGGCAGCUAUUAGCCCUAAACCAACAGUUGGCGCAGCCGUCGCCGCCGCCGCCUCGCCCGCAAAAUUGGUGCCCUUGGUGCAUGUGGCACCGCUCGCUGCAGCAUCGAGUCGCGGCACCGAUGAUAUCCUCACUGUGGCAGGCCUCAAGCCGCAACAGAAAUCGGGCGCACUAGUUAUGCCCAAUGAUUAUCUGGGUGAACUGUACGAUCUGGAUAGCACAGGCUACAAUUGGGAUCCCAACAACAAUGUGGCACCACCGGACACGCCUUCAACCGCUGCUGGCGGCUACACAAUUUCCAGUGCUCGUCUUGCCGAGCUUCGGAGCACUUUCAUGUACUGGUACUUCGACAGGGACAGUUAUGGCGGCCGUGGCGAUUAUCAGUUUGAUAUACACGCCUCCAUGACGCAGUUGCACAAGAAUCUUAACUUCCAGAUGCCCUUCUAUGGCUUCCGUUUCAACUAUACGCGCCUCUCGUUGAACGGCUACUUGGAGUUCUCCGAUCCACCCGAGUAUCUGACCUACCCGCUGGUCUUCCCCAUCAAGGACUGGCCCCGUAAACGGGAUCCCUCCUUCAUGGGCAUCUUCUUCAGCAAGUGCCGUGUGGGUCGCAUUUAUCCUUCGGAUGUGGAUCAACGCACUCCUGGCGUUUACUUCCGUGUGGUACGUGAUUUGAUGGGUCGCACAGACCGCUUCGGCGUCGAGGUCCGCGAGCGCACAAUGUGGGAUAUUCGCACUGGAGUCGUUGGGGCAGAUACUUUUGUGCCUAAGCACGUGGUGAUCGCCACCUGGAAGAAUGUCUCCUUUGCCGGCGGCAUUGAUAACUCGCUCUUUACGACAAACACUUUCCAAAUGGUUCUUGCCACGGAUGAGGUUUACACCUAUCUCAUGUUCAACUAUGAUGUCCUUAAUUGGUUGUCCCAUACUGAGGCUGGCGGCGAUACGACAAAGGGCGAGGGCGGUGUUCCCGCAUACGUGGGUUUUAAUGCCGGCAACGGGACACAGGCCUACGAGUAUAAACCCUACAGUCAGAAUAUGGUUAUACGAGACUUGGUGAAUCGAGGCUGGGCCAAUGGUUUCCCUGGACGCCACAUUUUCCGUAUCGAUGAGCAAAUUUUAAUUGGGUCCUGCAACAAGGAUAUUGAUGCUGCCCUACUGCCGCUGACCUUUGCCCCGGAGUCGGGCAAUAUGUUGGGCGGUCAGGUGGUGAACAUAACCGGACCCUGUUUCGAUCCAAAUAUACGUGUCACCUGUCACUUUGAUACGGAAUCUGUGCUGGGCACAUAUGUGGAUCGGAAUCGUGUGAUUUGUGUGCAACCCUUCCUCAAGGCCGAGGGCUAUAUACGCUUCCAGAUCUCGGUGGGCACACAGCGAUUCAAAUGGCGUGGCAAAUACUUUGUGGAGACACCGGCCGCGGCCACCGAGAAGAUCUUCUUUGCCACCGAGGAUGUGCACAAGCGUAAUCCCAACGAGAUUCGCAUCACCUGGAAUGCCUUCAAUUUGACCUCCAAUCUGAAUGCCAAUGUCAUGAUCUCACUGUGGGGUUAUCGGGAGACUAAAAUCGAACCACAACUUGAGUACAUCGACAUCAUCGAGGCGAGCUUAACGAAUACGGGCAGUUAUGUGAUCACACCCUCCAAUUACCUAAAUCGCCACAACAUCAACAAUGAUAUGCAGUUCGGUUUCCUGCAGAUCAAUCUCACCCAACCGGCUCAAUAUUCCAACCUGGCCCUAAGUCCCACCCUGUGGUCGCGACCCAUUCCCUUGGCGUGGUAUAUGGCGCCGCAGUGGGAGCAGAAGCAUGGCAAACGCUGGCCUCGUGCUCUAUGCGAUAAUUGGAUACGCGCCGACCGAUUUCUCAGAAACUUUGCUGCCGAUUUGCCACUGUGCCCCUGCACCCUGGAGCAGGCUGUGCUCGAUUUGGGACGCUUCCGACCGGAUCGUGAGUGCGACAAGGACUCGAAUCCCAGCUGUUUGCGGCAGCGCGGUGCCAUUCAUUGUGUGGUCAGCGGCACCCCAGUUGCCCAAGGUGCUGAACAACAGUGCUGCUACGAUCGCUAUGGCUUCUUGAUGUUGACCUAUGACCAAAUGUGGGGAUCUCGGCCACGUCGCAUCCACAAUCUGGGCAAGAUGCCGUGGAAUGAGGCCAGCAAAGUGCCAUCUCUGUCCAUGUGGUUCCACGAUAUGCGUCCCUUCUACUCCUGCUGCUUCUGGCAGGAGGAGCAGGCUGUCGGCUGUGAAACUUAUCGCUUCGAGCGUCGUCCCUCGCAGGAUUGUGUCGCCUAUCAGGCGCCCGGCAUUGCUGGCGUCUUUGGUGAUCCACAUUUGAUUACCUUCGAUGGCAGCGCGUAUACAUUCAAUGGCCUCGGCGAAUUUGUCCUCGCACGCAGCACAGAUCAGAGUGAACGCUUCGAGGUGCAGGGUCGCUUCCAGCAACUGCCACCCAAUUACUAUGGCGAGGUGAUGGCCACACAGCUGACGGCGAUCGCAAUGAGGGGCAAUACAACGACAACGAUUGAGGUGCGUCUCCGCCCAUUGCACGCCCGUUGGCGUUAUCGUCUCGAUGUUUUGGCCGAUGGACGUAAGGUGUACUUCGAUCGCGAGAGUCUGAAAUUCCAGCAUUUCGAUGGUGUCACUGUCUAUACGCCCACCUAUCUGCUCAAUCAGUCCCAGGUGGUGGUGCAGUUCGAUGCGGGCGUUGGCGUUGAGGUCGUCGAAAACGAAGGAUUCAUGACGGGUCGCGUUUUCCUGCCUUGGAAAUUUAUUAAUAAAACGGCUGGAUUGUUUGGCAAUUGGAGUUUCAAUCCGAUGGAUGACUUCACGCUGCCCAAUGGCCAAGUGGCCUCGAUCAAUCUGAACGAUCAGCGUAGCAUAUACAACAACUUCGGGCUCAAGUGGAUGCUCACGGAUCGGGAUGUGCCCAAUGUGGGUGCUGCUCUAUUCACACGCGAAUUUGGACGGAUGGCCAGCUACUAUUCGAAUGCGACAUUCCUGCCGAACUUUGUCAUGGAUCCCGCCGAUUUCCUGCCCUCGAAUCGUAGCUUCGUUCUGGAACGGGCCGAGGAGUUGUGUGGCGAGUGUUUGCAGUGUCAAUAUGAUUAUGCGAUGACAUUGAAUCGAGAUCUGGCGCACUUCACCAAGAACUACUACGACAGUUUGGUCAACAUGCAGGCGGAGAAUGCCCAACGUGUUGUAUCCUGUGGUGUGCUGCAAACACCUCGUUUUGGACGCAAGCUCAGCUUUGACUUUAUGCCCGGCGCCAAGGUGUCCUUUGAGUGCAAUGAGGGUUUCAUUCUGAUCGGUGAUCAGCGUCGUGAGUGCCUCGCCAAUGGACUCUGGAAUGUGCCCGAGUACGGCUAUACGGAGUGUCUGCGUGAGGUGUAUUACACGCGUCGUGUCGCUUUCAUAGCAAUUGGCAUUAUCAUACUCGUUAUAUGCCCAUUGAUGCUGUGCAUCGUGUGCGGUGUCUAUCGCUAUCGCCAGAAGCAACUGAAGGAGGAUCCCCAUUGGCAGAUGACCUUGCCGCGAUCGCGUGCCGGAUCCGCUCGUAAUUUGCGCGUUUUGAACUAUGAUCCGGAGGAAGAUAGCGACACCGAUGCGAGCACAUUGAAAAAAAGUAGGUCCUACGAUAAAGUAUAUCGCACGAACGAACCAUUACCUGGCAAACCGCAAAUUGAUUUUCCAGCUAAGAAAUGGGAUCUGGAUAUGAACGAUGAGGAUGUGACAUCAUCGGAAGGUGAGAAACCGAAGCAAUCUGGCCGUCGAUCCCUACGCUCUGCCUCCGGCACCGAACUGAACGAACAUGGCCAGCCCAUUGCCGAGGACGAUGAUGAUUUCGAUGAGGGUGAUGUGCACACGGGCGUUAUGCAUCCCGCCGGCUAUCAUCAGCCCAUGUCGCCUGAGGAGGCCGACCAUUUGCAUCAGCAGCAAUAUAGCCCAACGUUUAGCGGUGUCGACAGUCGCACUAGUGCCGCCAGCUCUAUUAAUUAUACACCGCAGGCGGCGCAACAGAAUCGCUUUGGAGGCGUACCUGUUUUGCCAAACAAUUCGCAAUAUUACAGUAGGCCACCGUCGGGUGUGCCACAAACAGCGCCAAAUACAACAACAACGGCCACGCCCCUACGCAUUGCGCCCACGUUGCCAGCUGGCACACAACUGACGCAGGAUAGCGGCCUGCCCUCCCCCCCACCACCGUUGGCCACAUCGCCAACGCCAUCAGUGCAAAAGUCCACAGAAGUUUAGGACACAAAUAUCUACACACACACAUACACACACACACGCCCUCCCCCACCUUUACUUCGCCUUCUGUGCACAGGCUACCAAGUUCAAAUUUGUAUAACUAAUUUCACAUAUAUAUAUACAUAUAUAUAUAAAUAUCGUACAUCUAUAUUUACGUUUAUAAUUAUUAUUGCAUAACUUUGUUUAACUUUGCCAACUGCCGCACCUGUCUUCAUUUUGUAGCAUGUAUUUGUUGUUGUUUCCAUGACCUUGUUGCAAAUACUGGUUGCACACUCGUCUAUUAAACAUAUAGCCCAGCCACACAUUUUAUUAUUAUUAUUACUAUUAUUUAAAGAACUCGCCAAAAAACCCAUAAUCAAAAAAAAAAUCAUGUUUUAACAAAUUUGUUGUUUGCCAGCGACUUUCAUGUAUUUUGUCAAUUGUAAUCUUUCAUCAUUUUAUAAAAUAAAAAAAACCUUGUUAAUAGUAUA
Messenger RNA from Drosophila grimshawi, 5083 nucleotides. RefSeq names its product protein mesh (gene mesh). Bases 126 to 4616 code for a protein of 1496 amino acids. The record is from RefSeq and is a predicted model, not a curated record. Gene Ontology annotation, biological process: cell-matrix adhesion. NCBI's taxonomy places the organism in Eukaryota, Metazoa, Arthropoda, Insecta, Diptera, Drosophilidae. The transcript has 15 exons.